GUUGAAACCCUAAACCAGACCAAAAACAAACCAAAAGCAAAACAAGAUUUUAGUAAUAUCAGCAGGUCUUUCCUUUCCCUCUCGCUAUCUGCUUGGCUAUGGCGACAGUCCGCGUGAUAGGCAAGUUGCUCUUCCAAAAUCCUUUCUUUCUACAUCAACACCUUCGUUCAUUCAUUCUUACGCGCAAUUAAUAAGUCUCUAUCUCUCUCUCUCUCUGCCGUUUUGGCGACACCAAGUGCGGAUAUAGCCGUCAACUUCACAGAUGGCAUGUUCAAAGGAAUCUACAAUGGGAAGCAGUGCCACGUCUUGGAUAUAGCUACGGUUUUGAGCAGGGCUUGGACUGCCGGCGUCGACCGCAUCAUCGUCACUGGUGGAUCACUUGAGGAAUCAAAGGAAGCUCUAACAAUUGCAGAAACCGAUGCAAGGCUUUUUUGUACAGUUGGUGUGCACCCAACUAGAUGCAAGGAAUUCGAAGAGAGUGGGGAUCCAGAUAAGCAUUUUCAGGCGCUUUUGUCAUUGGCCAAAGAGGGAAUAGAGAAAGGAAAGGUGGUUGCAAUUGGUGAAUGUGGAUUGGACUAUGAUAGGCUUCAGUUUUGCCCAGCAGAGAUUCAAAAGAAGUAUUUUGAGAAGCAGUUUGAAUUAGCACAUGCCACUAAGCUGCCCAUGUUUCUGCAUAUGCGUGCAGCUGCUCCAGAUUUUUGUGAAAUUGUGGAGAGAAAUAGGAGCAGAUUCAGCGCAGGGGUGGCCCAUUCAUUUACUGGUAGUGCAGAAGAUCGUGAUAAACUUCUUUCCAUCAGCAACAUGUAUAUAGGUGUAAAUGGUUGCUCUCUGAAGACAACUGAGAAUCUCGAUGUUGUGAGGAGCAUUCCUAUUGAGAGGAUGAUGAUUGAGACAGAUUCUCCAUAUUGUGGAAUCAAGAACACAAGUGCCGGGAUUAAAUUUGUAAAGUCCACUUGGCCUUCUAAGAAGAAAGAGAAGUACGAUCAAGAGUGCAUUGUUAAAGACCGCAAUGAACCGUGUUUGGUUCGGCAAGUUCUAGAGGUGGUAGCUGGUUGCAAAGGAAUCAGUGAAAUAGGUCAACUGAGCAGGACACUAUACCACAACACUUGCCGGGUUUUCUUUCCUCAGGACUUGGAUUCUGCAGCAGAUUCUCUACUUGCUGGUCAUGACCCUCAGUGACAAAACCAAAUUCCUUCCCGCCGAAGGUUAUUCAGUUCCUCUUUUAUAUCUCGAGACAUGUCACUUUUUUAUUUAUUUUCCUUCUGAAAGUGACAUUCAUCAUCGGUGGAUAGUAGCCAUAUUUAGUUAAACUCCAUUCUGUAUUUUUAUUUGCCAGCUACCUCCAGUUAUGAAAAUAGAGGAUUCAUUUUAUUA
Prunus avium (sweet cherry) is the source of this 1374-nucleotide messenger RNA. RefSeq lists its product as uncharacterized. NCBI's taxonomy places the organism in Eukaryota, Viridiplantae, Streptophyta, Magnoliopsida, Rosales, Rosaceae. Gene Ontology annotation, molecular function: 3'-5'-DNA exonuclease activity. Gene Ontology annotation, cellular component: cytosol. The record is from RefSeq and is a predicted model, not a curated record.